AUGGCAGAGGCUGCUCUUCUCCUUGUCACAACAAAGAUUGGAAUAGCGGUGGCGGCAGAAACGCUUCACUACACUAGGUCUGCUGCAAAACUCUCAGAGAACAUGACACUGAUAAGGAAUGACCUAGAGCUUAUUCGAGCAUUUCUCAAGGAGAUGGGAAAGAAAGCUUCGACAGAUGGAGUCACUGAAACAUGGAUUGGGCAAGUCCGAAGAUUGGCGUAUGAUAUGGAAGACAUUGUGGAUCAAUUUAUGUAUGUUGUUGGCAAACACCAUCAGAAAGGGUCAUGGUGGAUUUCUGUGAAGAAAAUCAUGAAGAAACCCCGGUAUCUGUUUACACAAGGUGAAAUCGCUACUGGCCUUGAGAAAAUAAACCGAGCCCUUACACAUCUUAAACAAAACAGAGACUGGACUCAACCAAUAGCCGGUAUGGGCGGUCUUUUUGCAACAAAUUAUGACAGCCAACAGCCACCAUAUCUUCCAGGACAUGAUUACUCAAUCUCUGAUGAUGAACUCGUGGGAUUUGAUAAAAAUAGAAAACAAUUGAUGGGGUCACUGAAUUUGGAAAAUUGUCUAAAUCUGCAAAUCAUUGCCGUGUGGGGUAUGGGUGGUAUCGGGAAAAGUACUCUUGUCAGUAAUGUGUUCAGAAAUGAAGCAUCCAACUUUGAAUGCCAUGCAUGGGUUUCCGUCUCUCAGUCCUAUAAACUAGAUGAUAUUUUGAGAAGAAUGCUGAAAGAAAUCUAUUCUAAAGACAAGAAAGAAUUUCAUGCUGAGAAGAUGACCUAUGGGGAGUUAAAAGAUGAAUUGAAGGAAAUCCUGAAGACAAAGCGGUACUUGAUCAUAUUGGAUGAUGUCUGGACAGCUGAAGAUUUUAGAAAAAUUAAAGAGGUUCUUGUCGAUGCAAAAAUGGGAAGCAGAAUAAUAAUCACAACAAGAUCUGAGGAAGUUGCUUCAAUAGCUUGUGAUGGUUGCAGGAUCAAAGUGGAGCCCCUUGAGGAGGAGGAUGCAUGGCGUCUAUUUUGCAGGAAGGCAUUUCCGAGCACUGAAAAUCACAUAUGCCCAUUAGCAUUACAAAAGUGUGGUAAAAUGAUAGUGGGGAGGUGUGAUGGUUUACCAUUAGCUCUUGUGGCCAUAGGGAGCAUAUUGUCUCUUCAACAAAAUACACAUACAUGA
Messenger RNA from Triticum dicoccoides, 1170 nucleotides. Its product is annotated as disease resistance protein RPM1-like. NCBI's taxonomy places the organism in Eukaryota, Viridiplantae, Streptophyta, Magnoliopsida, Poales, Poaceae. Gene Ontology annotation, molecular function: ADP binding. The transcript has 2 exons. The record is from RefSeq and is a predicted model, not a curated record. The coding region runs from base 1 to 1170 and encodes 389 amino acids.